This is a messenger RNA of Theobroma umbraticum, 1026 nucleotides long. Its product is annotated as thioredoxin O2, mitochondrial-like. The record is from RefSeq and is a predicted model, not a curated record. NCBI's taxonomy places the organism in Eukaryota, Viridiplantae, Streptophyta, Magnoliopsida, Malvales, Malvaceae.
CGCCGACUCGGGAACCGGACUCACUCUGUCACUCGGGAACCAAGGCUCCGAGUCCGAGGUAGAAACGAAAGAGAAACUGAGAAAGGGAGAAGGGAAAGCAUGAAAGGGAAAUCAGUUUUCCGUCCGUUUCUUCUCCGUGAAGCCUUCAAUUUCCGGUCGAUUUCUUCUUCUUCUUCGUUUCAUCUGAACCAAAAUUAUUUAAUUUCAACCCCAAAAACAAAUUCUUCAAUCCCCAGCAAACUCUCUUCAAAUUCCAUCCCAGAAAAAUUUAAUCUAUCCAGUCCCUUCUCGAACUUUUCGAGAGCUUUUUGCUCAGUACCCCCACCUCAAUUCGAAGAAGAUUCAUUGCCAGUUCCGCCAAAUGUUGUCCCCAUUAAGUCAGAAGAAGAGUUCAACGCUGCACUUAGCAAAGCUGAAGGGGAAUCCGUGCCGGCUGUUUUCUAUUUCACUGCUGUAUGGUGCGCUCCUUGCAGAUACAUCUCUCCGGUCAUGGAAGAGUUGGCUCGGAGAAACCCUCACGUGACAAUGAAUAAGAUUGAUAUCGAUGAGGAAGGCCUUGCAAGCACAUUGACAAAGUUAAAUAUUGCCGCUGUGCCGACUGUCCAUUUCUUUAUAGAAGGCAAAAAGAAGGAUGAAGUUGUUGGUGCUGAUGUUGCGUGUAUUGUUCAAACUAUGAACAAACUCUAUAUGAAGAAGAAUGAUUGAUGGUUAGAGAUAAAUGCUAUUCGACGAGCAAAAGGAAAACAUAAAUGAUGGUAAGAUUCCCUUGUCGGACAGUAGGCUUCUUUCACCUCCCUCCACAUGCUGAUUUUGCUUUAAACUUUUAAAUUGCCAAAUUCUUCCUGUAGAAGGCUGAAUUUCUAUUCAGGUUGUAGAUUAAUAUGCCUACUUAUCAUUUUUGUAUCGUAUUUGAUUAAAUAUUAAAAACAUAUCGUAUGAUAUGCAAUACAUAUUUAUGAUAUGAAUGUAUAUCAUACCAUACAAUCGAUAUAAUUUUUAUUAAUUUUAUUGUAAUUAAUUAUUAAA